AUGCCCGACAAGCUAAGAGACGAUAUGGGACCCCAUCCCGUGUACUGUGGAGACAUUGUAAAGGUCAUACAAGAGCUUCAUCGUGAUCUGUCACGGAAGUGGAAGCUGUACGAGAAAGAAAUCAGGGAGACUUGGCGACAAUGCGACAAGCUCGAGCGAGAAGAAGUCCUGAUCGGGAAAAAGGCUGGAGGAUUGGUUCUUGAUAGUUACGAUGACGAGUCGAGGGGUGAGAUAGGCUUCUUGAUCCCUGAAUGGAAUCUUCAAGACCUUGCAGAGCCGGAUUCUGAUCUGCUUCUUGAUCUGAUCGAACAUCGAGCAACAAAUUGGCUGAGUGACCAAUAUUUAAUGGGACCAAAUGGUGAGCUGGGAGAUGAAAAGCACAUCCUCGAGACCAUUGAUUGUGGCGACACGCCGUACGAGGAACUGGAAAAUGAAAAUUUUAGAUGCUUUGCCUCUGAGUAUCACUAUGGAGAGCAAGUCCAUAUCCCCGAGCACCAGCGCCAUGGGCCAAAUGGCAAGGAUCUACCAAGAUGCACUCAGCCGGAAAUCAUUGGCAACUUUAUAUUGGCUCGCCAGAUGCACUUUCUUCAGAUGAUGAAUCUGGCCAUUUGGGAGAUCCUCGCCUUGCACUGGAAACAUGAGAAGGCAGGGGUCUACCGAGAAAAGCCACAGGGACCAGGUACAUUGACCUUGAUAUGUUUGUGCAUCAGAGAAAAGAAUCCAAAAUUUAGUUUGUCGAAAUUGCGGGAUAUGGCCUCUGACAACAAGAAAUCCCUGGAUGACUGGGCCUGGCUUUGUCGGACAGACCCUGAGUACCUCAUCGACAUGAUUUACAUCUGGUUCUUGACCCAACCCGGGCUCAUUGCUGACGCAGAUGAUCUCCUACUUCCCACGAUGCAUGACAGAAAUGUCUCCAGCUGUCUGUUUGAAAUGUUGCAUACAUUCGUACUCAAUGCUGCCGUGUGGGACUAUAUCGCGCGUCUCCUCGGCGCACUUGUUGACGCCAAGGACAACGAUCGAUUCUGCCGUACCGCCAUCCUACAAGAGUUAGUCAACGUGAUUCACUUCGAGUACGAGCGAUCGCAAGACUUGCUUAAACGUUACACGCAACGCAGUGUGGGCCACGGGCAUUUGAAGCGAGUGGAUGAUCCCAACAACGCCAAAUCCCGUGUUGUGUUGACAACCAAGCCGGCUAAGCUCACAAGGUCAAACCCAAUCGCUCACUACAUUCUGCGUCUGUACCAAUCUGAGACCAAAGUUGCCGAUGCAGGUCACUGGCUGCAGAAGAUAUUCAGUCUUUAUCGUUUGAAGAAUGAAAGGGCCAAGGUGGACGAUGUCGCGGGACGCGAAGUUUUGCACGAGCUCGCGGUAGUUGUCGGCCUUUUCAGACACCUAAAAUCUUUGAUGCAGCUGCCUCCCUGCAACCCCAGAAAGUGUCAGACAUACAUCAAUCGCAUCAAAGCGAUGAACCCCGAGAUCGAAUCCAUCAAAGAGAGCCUCGAUCUGUCGGAACUGGCGGUUCCGCCGGACCGCCUUCGAUGCCCCGGGAUCGCCUUCAAAGCUCUUAACAAGGUUGACGAGGUGAUUGAAAGCUACACCGGCACCCAUCUUGCAAAGCUCUACGAAGAAGUUAACGAAAGUUGUUUCCUGGAGAUACGCCAAAAAUGCGACCGGAAGAAGGCCCAAGCGCAGAGAGAAAGAGACUCUAUAAAGGGCAGAUUUCCCAUCACUGAAACUCCCGUCGAACAAUUGCGUAAUAAGGAACGCAAGCAGAAGCCCAAGACACGCCCAGCAGAGCCUCCAGUACAGAUUUCCCCAAAACAUACCUACAUACGUGGACCGCAGACGGUUCCUUCUCAGAUUCCCGACAAAGUCGAUCCCUUCAGAGUUAAGCCUGAAUCAUAUGAGGUUUUUACAACAUUGCUUUCAAGGAAUGAGCUUCGCGGAUCGCUUUCUUGGACGGCCUUUACGGCGGCAAUGACUGACGUGGGAUUUUCUGUGGAUCACAAGUAUGGAUCCAUUGUCACUUUCGAACCUCCAAUCUUUCGCGGCCAUCUGAAAUCAUUUACAUUCCAUCGACCGCACGAAUCUCACAUUGAGGGAUUCCGUCUGCUUUGGUUGGCACGUCGCCUGAAACGAGUCUAUGACUGGAGUAUUGAUAGCUUUGAGUCUGUGUGA
Molecule: messenger RNA, 2178 nt
Organism: Aspergillus melleus
Lineage: Eukaryota; Fungi; Ascomycota; Eurotiomycetes; Eurotiales; Aspergillaceae
Exons: 1
Coding region: 1-2178 (725 amino acids)
Source: RefSeq, a predicted model, not a curated record